This is a messenger RNA of Helianthus annuus (common sunflower), 2796 nucleotides long. RefSeq names its product DNA replication licensing factor MCM4. Gene Ontology annotation, molecular function: ATP binding; single-stranded DNA helicase activity; single-stranded DNA binding. The coding region runs from base 180 to 2609 and encodes 809 amino acids. Gene Ontology annotation, cellular component: nucleus; MCM complex. The transcript is spliced from 18 exons. NCBI's taxonomy places the organism in Eukaryota, Viridiplantae, Streptophyta, Magnoliopsida, Asterales, Asteraceae. The record is from RefSeq and is a predicted model, not a curated record. Gene Ontology annotation, biological process: DNA replication; double-strand break repair via break-induced replication; mitotic DNA replication initiation.
CCUCAUUUCCCCAUAUGCUCACCUCUCCACCCCUUAUCCUCACCAGCCACCACCCUCCCACCUUUUGAUAAUUAAAAGAUAUUGGUUUAGAGGAAAAUCAGGUUCAGUGUUACGUAAACUCCUGGCCGCCUCUCCCUCGACAACGUCUCUCAGAUUCGAGACUCCCGCCCAAACUCAACAUGGCUGAUACUCCUAGCCGCAGAACUCCUGGCCGCCGCAACACCCGUAGCCGCAGUACUCCUGACGCCGCAGCAGAAGCAGAAGCACCUUCAUCACCUCUUGACUCAAGUCCAAUCGGAAACACAUUUUCCUCUCCAAACACCAAUCGGAAGCGUGGUCGGACGCCUCAAUCACAUUCCCGCUUCGCCGCCUCCACACCUGACGCUUCUUCUCCAGGGCCGCCCUCAUCUGAAGGUGGUGCAGAGCCUGAUGCCCAACCCUCUAUGUUUGUUUGGGGAACAAGCAUCAGCGUCCAAGAUGUGAACGCCGCUAUCUUGAUGUUUUUGAGGAACUUCCGUUGUUCUUCGCAGCAGCAGGAUGAGGUGGAGGGGAAAUACAUGAAGGCUAUCAAUCAUGCGAUUGAGAUGGGUGGGGAGUCUUUGGAUGUGGAUGCCAAUGAUGUCUUUGACUAUGAUAACGACCUCUAUACCAAGAUGGUUCGGUAUCCCCUAGAAGUUCUUGCCAUUUUUGAUAUUGUGCUCAUGGAUAUGGUUAGUAGAAUCAACCCCUUGUUUGAGAAGCAUAUACAGGCCAGGAUUUUUAAUCUCAAAUCCUCUACUUCCAUGAGGAAUCUCAACCCAUCUGAUAUUGAGAAGAUGGUAUCAUUGAAGGGAAUGGUCAUUAGAUGCAGUUCCAUCAUUCCUGAAAUCAGGGAAGCAGUUUUCAGGUGUCUAGUUUGUGGCCAUUUCUCAGAUCCAAUUGUCGUAGAUAAAGGACGAAUCAGUGAACCAACUAUGUGUAUGAAGGAAGAAUGUAAAACAAAGAACUCAAUGACAUUAGUUCACAACAGAUGCAGGUUUGCUGAUAAACAAGUUGUAAGAGUCCAGGAGACACCUGAUGAAAUUCCUGAAGGGGGUACGCCUCAUACGGUCAGCUUGCUCAUGCAUGACAAAUUAGUCGAUGCAGCAAAACCCGGUGACCGGGUUGAGAUCACAGGGAUAUACCGGGCCAUGACUGUGAGAGUUGGCCAAACUCAAAGGACUGUCAAAUCUUUAUUCAAGACUUACAUCGAUUGUCUUCACAUAAAGAAGACAGACAAGUCAAGAAUGGAUCCAACUGAAACUGAACAGAGCCCUAGUCAAGAUGAUCAAGGAACACCAAUGGAUUACGAAGAACAGGUGGAGAAACUGAAGGAACUAUCAAAACGAAGUGAUAUUUAUGAGUUGCUUACCAGGUCGUUGGCACCAAACAUAUGGGAGUUAGAUGAUGUGAAGAAAGGACUUCUUUGCCAGCUUUUUGGUGGGAGUGCGUUGACGCUGGAAUCUGGGGCUAGUUUCAGGGGAGACAUUAAUAUUCUUCUAGUUGGUGAUCCUGGAACCAGCAAAUCGCAGCUUCUUCAGUACAUACACAAAUUAGCACCCCGUGGUAUCUACACCAGUGGAAGAGGGAGCUCGGCUGUUGGAUUGACUGCUUAUGUCGCCAAAGAUCCUGAAACUGGUGAAACGGUUUUGGAGAGCGGGGCCUUGGUUCUUAGUGACAGAGGCAUCUGUUGUAUCGAUGAAUUUGAUAAAAUGUCUGAAAAUGCAAGGAGCAUGCUACAUGAGGUUAUGGAACAACAAACUGUGUCAAUAGCAAAAGCAGGGAUUAUUGCUUCUUUAAAUGCAAGAACUUCAGUUUUGGCCUGUGCAAAUCCAAGUGGUUCUCGAUAUAAUCCUCGUUUGUCUGUCAUUGACAACAUACAUCUCCCCCCUACACUGCUCUCUAGGUUCGAUUUGAUAUAUUUAAUCCUCGACAAAGCUGAUGAGCAGACAGAUAGGCGCCUUGCAAAACAUAUAGUUGCACUGCAUUUUGAAAAUCCCGAGAAUUCUGAGCAGCAAGUGAUUGACCUCCCAACUUUGAUGGCUUAUUUGAGUUACGCCAGAAAAAACAUACACCCAGAGUUGUCUGAAGAAGCUGCUGAAGAGUUGACACGUGGCUAUGUUGAAAUGAGAAGAAGAGGAAAUUUUCCAGGAAGUAGCAAAAAGGUGAUAACGGCUACUCCUAGACAAAUUGAAAGUCUUAUACGCCUCAGUGAGGCCCUGGCCCGAAUUCGCUUUUCAAAUUCGGUUGGGAAAGAUGAUGUGGUGGAGGCUUUUAGGCUUCUGGAAGUUGCACUACAGCAGUCUGCAACAGAUCAUGCCACUGGAACCAUCGACAUGGACCUGAUAACUACUGGUGUGUCUGCAAGUGAAAGAAUGAGAAGGGACAAUUUGGUAGGCUUGACUCGCAAUAUUAUUAUGGAAAAGCUGCAACCCGGAGGUCCAUCUACUCGUAUGCCAGAGUUGCUUGAAGAGUUGAAGCAGCGAAGCAUUAAUGCUGAGUUACAUCUUACCGAUUUGCGAAACGCGCUUGGUACUCUUGCAAGUGAGGGAUUUGUGGUUGUUCAUGGUGACACUGUAAAAAGAGUGUGAAGCAUGAGAAAGGUAGAAGAAGCGGGCACGAAUUCUAGAGAUGGUAUGCUUAUUACCAUCAAGACUAGUACAACUUUAUGUGUAUUUUUGGUUAUAUGUUGAAGGACAUUAUAACGUGAGUAACAUUUGGUCACUUUAAUGAUACCUGAGGAGGCAGCUGGUAGUACAAACUUUUUUAUUGUUUGCA